Molecule: messenger RNA, 1284 nt
Organism: Pediculus humanus corporis (human body louse)
Lineage: Eukaryota; Metazoa; Arthropoda; Insecta; Psocodea; Pediculidae
Product: retinoblastoma-binding protein, putative
Exons: 6
Coding region: 1-1284 (427 amino acids)
Biological process (GO): regulation of gene expression
Cellular component (GO): NuRD complex; ESC/E(Z) complex; nucleus
Molecular function (GO): histone binding
Source: RefSeq, a predicted model, not a curated record
AUGGGAGAUAAAGAUGGUGAAAAUUUCGAUGACGCCGUGGAAGAAAGAGUCAUUAACGAAGAGUACAAAAUAUGGAAGAAAAAUACGCCUUUCUUAUACGACCUAGUGAUGACCCAUGCAUUAGAAUGGCCCUCUUUGACUGCUCAAUGGUUAAUUGAUGUAACACGUCCAGAAGGAAAAGAUUAUUCUAUUCAUCGGUUAAUAUUAGGAACGCACACAUCGGACGAGCAAAAUCACCUAUUAAUUGCCAGUGUCCAACUUCCCAAUGAAGAUGCUCAGUUUGAUGCCUCACAUUAUGAUAAUGAAAGAGGAGAAUUUGGAGGCUUUGGUUCAGUUAGUGGAAAGAUUGAAAUAGAAAUAAAAAUAAAUCAUGAAGGAGAAGUAAACAGAGCUAGAUAUAUGCCACAGAAUCCAUGUGUAAUAGCUACAAAAACACCAUCCAGUGAUGUAUUGGUUUUUGAUUACACUAAGCAUCCUUCUAAACCUGAUCCAAGUGGAGAAUGUCAUCCUGACUUGAGACUCAGGGGUCAUCAGAAGGAGGGAUAUGGACUUUCAUGGAAUCCUAAUCUUAAUGGGUAUCUGUUAAGUGCUUCAGAUGAUCACACCAUCUGUCUUUGGGACAUAAAUGCAACACCCAAAGAAAAUCGUGUUAUAGAUGCUAAAACUAUAUUUACUGGACACACUGCAGUAGUGGAAGAUGUUGCAUGGCAUCUACUUCAUGAAUCACUUUUUGGUUCAGUAGCAGAUGAUCAAAAGCUUAUGAUAUGGGACACUCGUUGCAACAAUACUUCUAGGCCAUCUCAUACAGUAGAUGCUCACACUGCAGAAGUAAACUGUUUGUCUUUCAACCCUUAUUCUGAAUUUAUUCUAGCUACUGGCAGUGCAGAUAAAACUGUGGCUCUUUGGGAUCUAAGAAACUUAAAACUAAAAUUACAUUCCUUUGAAUCUCACAAGGAUGAAAUAUUUCAAGUUCAGUGGUCGCCUCAUAAUGAGACCAUUUUAGCCUCAAGUGGAACUGAUAGAAGAUUACACGUUUGGGACCUGAGUAAAAUAGGAGAAGAGCAAUCAGCAGAAGAUGCUGAGGAUGGACCUCCUGAACUUUUGUUUAUUCAUGGUGGCCACACAGCUAAAAUUUCAGAUUUUUCAUGGAAUCACAAUGAGCAAUGGGUUAUAUGUUCUGUAUCGGAGGAUAACAUAAUGCAAGUUUGGCAAAUGGCUGAAAAUAUUUACAAUGAUGAAGAACCGGAAACAUCCGCAUCCGAACUUGAAGCGGUGGCCACUUAA